Molecule: messenger RNA, 1191 nt
Organism: Geodia barretti
Lineage: Eukaryota; Metazoa; Porifera; Demospongiae; Tetractinellida; Geodiidae
Source: the annotation of a GenBank genome assembly
AGCUCAACGAUCUACCGUAGUGACUUGCGGCAAGAAAGAAACGAUCGCUUGAUAUGCAUGCACACCUCCGGCAAAUUCGGAGACGUUCUGUGAAAAAAUCAACGCUUCAAGUGCUUCCGGUAAGGAGCUAGCGGGUCUGAAGAAGAAGAAGAAGAAGAAGAAGAUGAAGAAUAUGAUGAUGACACGAAAAUCGUGAAAUCGCGUAUGAGCGAAUUCUCGCGUGGACGACUGAAGCGAAGCCAAUUCUCCAAAAGGAGGGAAGAUGUUAAAGUUGAAAUACGAAGCGGGGUUGGUGGUCUGUCUGUUGAUGAUAAUUAUAUGUACUAUUCGUUCACUAAAAAUCAAGAUAAAAAGUUUCUGCGAAAAUGUGAACACGGGAGUUUUGUUUACGAUGUAUCUUUACCGGAAUUUGUUCGUGGAAUUGGAAAGGAUAAAAAUGGUUUUCUAUACGUCCUAUGUUCCAGUACCAAUUCAAAAGUGUUUAAAUUUGAUGAAGAACUGAACCCAGUGCGAAAAACAAAUAUACACUGUGCAGAACAUUUUGGUGUGGCAUAUGGAAUUUUGGUGACUGAUGAACAUGUUUUUGUUUGCGCACAAGUUAAACAAAAGGUAUGCAUUUUGGACUUGGACCUGAAUCUUCGGUAUUUCUUGAAAUUAUCUUUUGAACCCAUUGGAAUUACGAAGCUUAAUGACAAGUAUUUCGUUACCACUAAAGCUGCUAUUGGAAUCCUGGAUAUAGAUAUUGAAAAUAUGAAAUUUAGAGUGAAAAAUUGCGGGGAAAUGAAGACUGAUCUUAGUACUGAACAGUUCAAACCUGGAAUCGCACUCCGAGGAAUAUGUUCUGAUAACCAAUACUUAUAUGUGACAGAGAAAGAUGAGGAAAAUGGAGGCCGUGUAUUGUGUCUGCAUUACCAAGAAAACCAGUUGAUCCUCAAGUACUUCUGUCGAAAUUCUUGUCAGGAUUGCAAGUUGAAGAAGUGCUGCCCAGAUUGUAAUUGUUCACCAUAAUGACAAAAUCAUUUAUAGUCAAGGAAGUUGGGGACGAAAAUUUCACAUUCUCAGAUUAGCAUAUGAUGGAACAACAGCUACAAGUGAGACAAUUAUUGACGUAGUGUGAGUUACGUCAAACAGUGCUAGUUAACUGGUAGUUUUAUUUUUUCUCUUGACCAAUUGUACAAUUAUAGCUCAGAU